Messenger RNA from Charadrius vociferus (killdeer), 732 nucleotides. It is a transcript of the gene C1QA, whose product is annotated as complement component 1, q subcomponent, A chain. The transcript has 2 exons. NCBI's taxonomy places the organism in Eukaryota, Metazoa, Chordata, Aves, Charadriiformes, Charadriidae. Gene Ontology annotation, molecular function: protein binding. Bases 1 to 732 code for a protein of 243 amino acids. The record is from RefSeq and is a predicted model, not a curated record.
AUGCAAAUUGGGCUUUGGCUGGCGACCACCACUUUGGCAGCAGUGCUGGGCAUGGCCCUGCCUGAGGAUGGUUUGUGUUGGGCACCGGCUGGCAAGGACGGCUUCCCAGGAAUCCCUGGCCUUGAUGGAAGGCCAGGGCAGAAGGGGGACAUGGGAGAGCCAGGGAAAUCAGCACAGAGGACAGGCAUCCGGGGACUCAAAGGGGAUGCGGGUGAGCCGGGACCUCCUGGCAUCCCAGGGAACCAGGGUUACCACGGCCCGCCUGGCCCCCCCGGGCUCCCAGGCCAGCCAGGGCCAAUGGGGGUCAAGGGGAAAGCUGGCAAUAUCCUGGAGCAACCGCGUCCUGCCUUCUCUGCCUCGCGGAAGUCCCCACCAUCCAUGGGCAGGACGGUGGUGUUUGACAACAUCAUCACCAACCAGGAGAGCUCCUACAGCCCCCAGACUGGGGAGUUCAUCUGCCGCAUCCCUGGGCUCUACUACUUCGCCUACCAAGUGGUCUCCAGCGGGGACCUCUGCCUGAGCAUCACCAAGAACAGGGAGCGUGUGGUCAGCUUCUGUGACUACAACAGCCGUGACCUCCUGCAGGUGAACUCAGGCAGCAGUGUGCUCAGCCUGGUUGUGGGUGACCGGGUCUCCGUAAGCACUGACCCUGCCAGGGGCAGCGUGAUUUACAGCGGCUCCGAGGCAGACAGCGUCUUCAGCGGCUUCAUGCUCUUCCCACAGAGGGACUGA